AUGGCAGCCAACAAUGGAGUCGCUAAGGAGGGAGGAUUGAUCGUCAGCUUCGGCGAGAUGCUGAUCGACUUUGUACCGACAGUUUCCGGCGUAUCGCUGGCGGAGGCGCCGGGAUUUUUGAAGGCACCAGGUGGUGCUCCGGCAAACGUCGCGAUCGCGGUGUCACGGCUCGGCGGAAAGUCGGCUUUCGUCGGUAAGUUAGGAGACGAUGAGUUCGGACACAUGCUCGCCGGGAUCUUGAAGGAGAACGGCGUCUCCGGCGAAGGAAUCAACUUCGAUAAAGGAGCACGUACUGCUCUCGCAUUUAAGAGUGUGCAUCUACACGUGGUUUUGUACAAUUGCGCGAAGGUUUUCCACUACGGGUCAAUUAGUUUGAUAGUGGAGCCAUGCAGAUCAGCGCAUCUGAAAGCAAUGGAGGUGGCGAAAGAUGCAGGGGCACUUUUGUCAUAUGACCCAAAUCUCCGGCUGCCACUGUGGCCAUCGCCGGAGGAGGCGCGUGAGCAAAUCAUGAGCAUUUGGGAUAAGGCGGAAGUCAUUAAACUUUUAUUGGUCACUCUUGGUGACAAAGGUUGCAAUUACUACACCAAGCAUUUUCAUGGAACAAUCGGUGCGUUCGCUGUUAAAGCCGUUGACACAACGGGUGCGGGUGACUCCUUUGUUGGUGCACUUUUGACUAAGCUUGUUGAUGAUCAUUCCGUGCUAGAGGAUGAAGGAAAGUUGAGAGAGUUAUUGAGAUUUUCGUGUGCUUGCGGAGCUAUCACCACCACCAAAAAGGGGGCGAUUCCGGCCCUUCCUUCUGUAUCGGAAGUUCAUACCUUUUUGGAUGCUUCUCACAAUUAGGGAAAACUUUGUUUGUCUAUUGUUUUUGGUCUUCUUUCUUGAUCGAAUAAUAAUGGUUUUGUGUUAUCAUCCAUCGGUGUUUAAAGAAAACAAAAGAUGAAAUCGAGUGGCAAAACUAGGGAUUUUGUGAUUGAAUUGACGAGAUUUAUAUGUUUAGAUUGCUUCUUGUUUUGUUUUGUUUUGUGUUCUAGAAAAAG
Lactuca saligna is the source of this 1037-nucleotide messenger RNA. The record is from the annotation of a GenBank genome assembly. NCBI's taxonomy places the organism in Eukaryota, Viridiplantae, Streptophyta, Magnoliopsida, Asterales, Asteraceae.